AUGCCUGGAAAAAUUAAGCCUGUUGCAUAUUUAUCUCAAAAUGAAGAUAUGGAUAAGUACUUCCACGAGUAUCAGUCAUUAAAGAUGUACUCUCAAAAUACGGACCAAUGUACUCCUACAGGAUAUACGAAUAAUAAUUAUUAUCAGAAUUUUAAUUAUAAUCAACGAACUUACAAAAGUCAUCAGAGCUCUAAUAUGCAACAUUCCCAUGAGACCUUAAAUAAUAUUGUAAACAAUUAUAGAAAUAUCCAUCCGAAUAUUCAUCUUAAUUCCAAAACUUAUGAUGGCAAUUCCAUCAACCAGGGGAGUAAUAUUACUGAUUUCAAAUCUGGCAUGUCUGGAUAUUAUGACUAUAAUAGCAGCAAAAGUAGAUAUUUGGAUAAAACUAGCCAUUAUAACACUCCAUAUAUCAAUAGUAAUAAUAACAAUGAGAAUUAUAAUUAUUAUAUUGAUCAAGAAAAAAACUCCACACAAAACAUAAAAAAAUUUUCCAAAAAAGAUAAUAAUACCUCAUCAAAUAAAUAUAAAAUGUCAGAGUUGAAACAAAAGACACAAUAUAACUCGCCCUGGCUCUCGAAUAAUUCUGUUAUUGCUAAUCAAUUGAAGGAAACUUAUCCUCAAGUAUACCAAAAUACUAAAAAAAAUGUUUUGAGUCCCAGAAGUAUUGCUGAAAAAGCUGGCGAUACAUAUCCCGCAGCAAAUCUAUCCUUUUACCCACAUAAUAUUACAGCUCAAGAUAAUCAAUUCCCAACUGCUAUUUCCGAAAAUGAUAUAAGCAGUAGAAACCAUAGCUCAACAAUACCUCAUCUCGAUAAACAGUUUAUGCGGGAUUCCACUUUACCCAUUUUUUCUGGCAAUUUUGAUUUCUUAGGUCCAACGCAAAAUGAAAUAGGGAGUCCUUAUCCACCAAAUUCAGCUUCCAAAUUUAAUGUAUACUUAGAAGAUCCAUUAUUUUCUUCCGCAAUAUCCCCUCAAAUACACAGUAAUGACUUCGCCAACAAUCUGGUACCUCCUUCAAAUAAUGUGAUCACCACGCUACAACGGGACACUUUCAUGAAUAACUCGUAUCAUAAUAAUUUAGCUUCAUUAGAUUUUGGUUCAACACAUCUAGACUCAAAUAGCAAUAACUUAACCAACACUGUUAAUUCAAGGUUGAUUAAUAAUGUUGAAGAUCAUACUAAACUUUCGACUGCUAAUUCUCCCCAAUUAAGUUCUACUAGUAAUAAAAUCUUAAUGUCUGACUCUUCAUUGGGUUGGGAUUUCAAUGGGCCUAACAAUACUGCCUCUAGAGGUAAUUCGUUUGGUAUUUGGAAUUCUGACAUGAGCGUCUGGAGCUAA
Molecule: messenger RNA, 1338 nt
Organism: Henningerozyma blattae CBS 6284
Lineage: Eukaryota; Fungi; Ascomycota; Saccharomycetes; Saccharomycetales; Saccharomycetaceae
Exons: 1
Coding region: 1-1338 (445 amino acids)
Source: RefSeq, a predicted model, not a curated record